Molecule: messenger RNA, 1644 nt
Organism: Ciona intestinalis (vase tunicate)
Lineage: Eukaryota; Metazoa; Chordata; Ascidiacea; Phlebobranchia; Cionidae
Source: RefSeq, a predicted model, not a curated record
UUCCAAUUGCUGCAUUAAUUUCGAAAUACGACAUUGCGGCAAUGAGCAGAAAGUGCAAAUCGAACUGAGAGAAUGCUAAGAAAAAGGCAAAGUCAGGCUGGAUUCGAAGUUUCGCAGUUUGCUUAAAUAGUUCGACACGUACGUUAUGGUGGAGCAAAUGCGAAUGAGCGUGUUAAUCUGUGUUGUAAUGCGAUUAGGUAGGCUGUGUUGAUGUUACGAUCGUUAAAUGAGAACCAGUGACAGCAAGGAAAACAUAGAGCCGUCAAGAUGAUGGAGACGAAUAACAGCCACGAACUACAUAAUGUUAUGAACGGCAACGAAAAGAAAAUGUAUGAUGCCACAGGGAAUAAAACGGUUGAUGUGUCAACUUCUAAGGAACAAGAUGGAAUCAAAAUAAAGUUGGAUCAGAGCGAUGAAAAAUGUUUAAUUAAAAGUGAUGACACUUCAACACAAUGCACGAUUAACAAAUGGAGGCGGUCAGCUGUUGUUGUGUCGUGGAUAUCUAUUUUUGUAACUUUGGCAAUUGCAAUUAUUGAAUUUGUUGUUGCAAAGAAUGAAAACAGUGCUGCUGCAUUUGGACUUGCUUUUAGUUCCUUGCUUGACAUGCUGAGUUCCAUUGUUGUAUUGUGGCGAUACUACCAUGCAUACGAAACAUUCUCAUAUAGGAGAGAGCAUAUAUCAUGUACAGUUCUUGGGUCUGUGUUCAUUAUUUCAUCGAUUGGUAUUUCUGUGCGAGCAAUUCUUGGUCUAUUAGAUGGAGUUUCACCUGAUAUGAGUGAAAAAGGUUUGACUAUGUUAGUUGCCACAUCUAUAUUCGCCACAUGUGCUUGCUUUAUUUUAUUUGUCGUCAAAGUUUUGAUCGCGAAAAAACUCGAUUCCUGGACAGUGUUCACGGAUGCACUUAACUCACUAGCUGGAGCUGUUGUUGCAUUGUCUAUGGUAAUAACAUCGGAGUUAACAGAUGUUGACCGAUAUCUUUGGUUCCUUGACUCCACUGUGGGACUUAUAGUGUCUUUAUUUCUGCUUAUCUAUGGCUUAUGGUUGUUAUCCAAACAUGCUCCAGAAAUUUACAAAUCCAGCGCUUACUGUGAAAGCAAAUAAUAUUGAUAUUGAGGCAUCACUGUUGUUAUACCAUUAAGAACCGCUAGUUAAAACAUAUUGGGUAUUUCCUCAUAUUUAUCUUCAAAAAAAUUUUUUUGUUGUGUUUUUUCUGUACAUUAUAAAUGACAGGUGCUUAGAAUGUACAUUGCACCGCUGUUGUUAACAUUACAAACUUACAUUAUCAUAUUUGACAAACAUUUACAACUUGCCUUUUUGUCAAUGACGGUCCUGUGUUCCAUGUUUCGUUUUAUGGGCGUUGAUGCAAUUUUCAAGUUUCUUUCUGUAUAUAUGAAGUUGUACACAUUAUAUUUAUUUACUUAGUUUCACAAAUACCACAUAUUGCACAGUAAAGUAUAUGUAUCAAUGGUAAAGACAAACAAACUUUUUUAUGCACUUUUCCAUUUCACAAUAUCUUACAAAGAAAUAUUUCUUCUUUCUGUUUAUUUAUCCUUUACCAUUGACAAAGUUUCCUGCUUCUAUAUUUCGAUUAUUUAUUUAUUGCAUAACAUAGUUUAAUGCACUCCUAUAAAGUUUAUUAAUGUU